AUGGAGUUUCCAGAACUUGGUGCUCAUUGUUCCUUUAGUAGCUGUCGAAGAUUAGAUUUUCUUCCUGUCAAAUGUGUUGGUUGUCAUGGCUUAUACUGCAAGGAACACUACCCUUAUGCACAACACAACUGCCGCAGUCCAGGGAUUCAGGACAAACAAGUCCCAGUGUGUCCAUUGUGCAACACAGUUGUGCCUAUACGACCAGGUGAAUCUCCGGAUGAACGUGUUGGUCAACAUAUUGACACAGCCUGUAAAUCCCAACCAGCUCUCGAGCUUAAGGGCAAAAAUCAAAAUAACAACAACAGCAACAACAACCAAACUUCCGCCGAUCGUAUCAGGUACGAUUCAGCAGAAGAGGCCGAACGCAAAAGGCAAGAAGAGGAAGAUCGGCAGUUAGCGCUGGCGAUUUCUGCAUCUCUCAUGGAUGACCAGCCUAGAAACGAAACCAAUGUCCGGAAGAAUUCCUCCUGCAAUUUGUCCUGAUGUCAGCCUCACUUUGUGGGGUCAGAUCACUCCGUUUUCUUUUGCGACUCCCUCCGUCUGUUCACUAGUCAUGUACCAUUCUGAGGCAACUAUUGUGAUUUUGACUUUAUCUUUUCAGCAUUUGGACAGCCCUGUGUUGCCUUUUUUAGUGGCAUUUGAAAUGCCAGAUUGUCGUCAGGUCCUUUUCCGACUGUUUUUUUGUUUCACUUUAUUUUCUCAGUAUGUUUGCUUAUACCAAUAUACGUUCUCCGGCAACAGAGGUCGCGAUUUUUAAACACUGCUACUAGGCUUUCAUCUGGUCGUUGUAGCCGGUGAACAAUCUUGCCUACCUGAUUUUCU
Molecule: messenger RNA, 822 nt
Organism: Opisthorchis viverrini
Lineage: Eukaryota; Metazoa; Platyhelminthes; Trematoda; Opisthorchiida; Opisthorchiidae
Exons: 3
Coding region: 1-483 (160 amino acids)
Cellular component (GO): cytoplasm
Molecular function (GO): zinc ion binding
Source: RefSeq, a predicted model, not a curated record